AUGCCAGGACGAAAAGAAAGCGAGACAUCGUCGGCGGGAAGUGAAACGGAAGAGCAGGCGGAAACUAUUGCCAGCGAUCUCGUGGUGACCAAGUAUUCUGCUGCUGCGGAAAUAGUCAAUUCUGUUUUGAAGGAAGUACUUGCCAAUGUGAAAGAAGGAACGGAAGUUGCGGCUUUGUGCGAUCUUGGAGACAAGCUUCUGAAAGAGAAAACCGAUAAGGUUUACAAGAAGGAAAAGAAUAUACAGAAAGGUGUUGCUAUGCCUACUUGUGUCUCAGUUGACAACUGCAUCUGUCAUUUUUCGCCACUUCGCUCCGAUCCACCUGUCCUAUUGAAGACUGGAAACGUAGUGAAGGUUGAUCUUGGAGCUCACAUUGAUGGCUAUGUGGCAACGGCUGCUCAUACGGUUGUUGUUGGAGCUUCAAAGGAUAACAAAGUUGAUGGAAAGAAAGCGGAUGUAAUCCGGGCCGCUUAUGAUGCUAUGGAAAUCGGAAUCCGCAUGCUUCGCCAAGGAACGAAGAAUAUGGACAUCACUGAAGCUAUUGAUAAGACAGCUUCCGCAUAUGGAGUGAAGCCGAUCGAAAAUAUGAUCUCUCACUCACUUGAACGAAACAAGAUUGAUGGCGAGAAGAUGAUCAUCCAAAAUCCCGAUGAAAAGCAACGUUCAGCCAUGGAAAAGUGUACAAUUGAUAAACAUGAAGUCUAUGCCAUUGAUGUUUUGUUUUCAACUGGACCAGGAAAAACCAAAGAUAUGGAUGCUCGGACUACAGUUUUCAAACGAGAAGAUACCCAAUACAGUCUCAAGAUGAAGGCGUCGAGGGUUUUCUUCCACGAUGUGGUUUCAAAGUUCGGCUUCAUGCCAUUCACUCUUCGCGCAUUUGAGGACGAAGUUAAAGCCAAAAUGGGAGUUGUAGAAUGUGAACGUCAUGGACUUUUGCGACCUUAUCAGGUUCUCUAUGAGAAAGAAGAGGAGGUUGUCGCACAAUUCAAAGCAACGGUAUUGGUUAUGCCUUCGGGUCUACUGAAGAUUGCUGGUCUUCCUUUGGAUGUCGAGUCAUUGAAUCCAACCAAGAAGCUUGAAGAUGAAGCACUGCUUAAGACACUCAACUCUUCGCUCAAGCCAAAGAAGAAGAAGCCCGCUACUUCUGGCACUGCUAAAAAGGAGGAAGCUCCCGUGGCCGGAGACGAGACCAAACAA
Mesorhabditis belari is the source of this 1197-nucleotide messenger RNA. The record is from the annotation of a GenBank genome assembly. NCBI's taxonomy places the organism in Eukaryota, Metazoa, Nematoda, Chromadorea, Rhabditida, Rhabditidae.